UCCCUCUUCCUCCCCACGACCAACACAGUCAAGACAGAACGCGAGAAAGUGAGAAACAGAAAGAAGCUGAAGCAGAGCAUCCAGAGCAGGAGACACUUCGUACUUCACAGACAAACAGCUAGCUAGUGGAAGGAUAUCCGCAUCUUCUUGUAUCUUGCACAUUACACUACUACUCCCGCAGAAACCAUAUCUUAGGAUUAGGAAAGAAAGCAAAAAAAGAACAUUUCUCAAUAAGACUUCCGCGAACUAUGGCAGACUACAACGAUGACGACGACCUCUUCAAGGAUCUGUACGGCGACGAGGAUGAACAGAAGAAGGAAGACAGUGCAAGGCCAGCCGCUGCUGUAGGUGGCGCUGCUGCCGCCGCCGCUGCUGCAUCAGAUGCUACUACAGCUGCGGCUGCCUCCGACAUUGCAGCGCAGCUUCAACAACAGGCAGCCGCUGCAGCUGGUGGAUACGCGUCUAAUAAUACGCAAGAUCUCGCUGCUCAGCUGAGUGCUGCUGCUGCUAAAGCCAGCGAUCCGCGUGCCUCUGAUCCACGUAUGCAACAGCAACUCGCCGCCGCUAUGCCACAAGCUGCACCGGUCGCCUUCCCAGGCCAGCAACAGCAAUCUGCCGCGCAACCAGGUGCAAUGCCUGGGAUGCCUACACCUGAGCAGAUGCAGCAACUUCAGCAAUUUCAGCAGUUUCAAGCAAUGCAAGCUGCCCAACAAGGCUUGCCUGCGCCGCCUCCCUUGCAGCCUCAGCAGAUUAUGCAAAUGUUUAAUUCUGGUAUGGCACAGCAGCAGCAACAGCAGCAGCCACCACAGCAGCAGACUACACCGCAGCCUGCUCCUACUCCUGAGGAACGACCGAAUGUGACGUUGAAGGAUGACGGAAAAAUGUUCAUUGGCGGUCUCAACUGGGAGACGACAGAUGAGUCGUUGCGCAAGUACUUUGAGCAGUUUGGUGCUGUUGCUGAGUGCAAUGUCAUGCGAGACGGCACGACAGGCCGAUCGCGUGGUUUCGGUUUCUUGACUUUUGCUGAUCCAAAUUGCGUCGACAGUGUCGUUGAAAAGGAACACUUCCUAGACGGCAAAAUUAUUGACCCCAAACGCGCCAUCCCACGAGACGAGCAGGAAAAGACUGCCAAGAUGUUUGUUGGUGGUGUCCCUGCCGACUGCGACGAAGAGGAGUUCAAGGACUUUUUCAAGCAAUUCGGCCGUGUCAUUGAUGCAACACUCAUGAUGGAUAAGGAUACCGGCAGACCGCGAGGCUUUGGUUUCAUCACAUUUGAUGCAGAAUCGGCCGUUGAACGGUGUGUUAAUGCACAUAAUCUCAAUAUCCAUGGCAAAGGCAUUGAAGUGAAGCGAGCAACACCCAAGGGCGGUGGUCGUGAUCGUCAAGGUCCAGGCGCUCAAACAGGCCACUACUCUGCACAGAAUGUGUUUGGUGGUACCGGUGCCAAUGCUGGUGCUGCACCGCAACAAGCAGCUGCAUACGGCGGUAUGUCAUCUGCUAUGAUGGCGCAGUACUAUCAGCGUAUGCAAGCAUGGAUGCAGCAGAUGCAAGCAAUGGGCCGUGGUGGUGGUAUGGCAGGUGGAAUGAUGAAUCCAAUGAUGAUGCAGCAGAUGCAACAAGGACAGAUGCAACAGCCCCAGCAGCCCAGUGGCGCGCAAGGCGCGUGGCAGCAGUCGUAUGGCGGACAACAGUACGGACAGCAUGAUGACGCUCAGGAGGACGGACAUAAGCCGCCUACAGGACCUCGGGAACCUCUGCCUCCUCCAAAUGCGCCAAGCGGCCCCUCUGGGGGAGCGCGACGCGGUCCACGCGGUAGUGGCGGCGGCGGCGGUGGUCGAAGUAUGAGUGGAGGUGGCAGUGAUGGUGGCCGUAGUGGUCGCGGUCGUGGUGGCUACCGUGGAUCUACUCGGUUCGACCCUUAUAGCCGUUAAAAACGCAUCUUUUACAAUCUUGCUUAUACAUAUCGCAUAGAGUUAAAUCUCACCAUCUAUA
Molecule: messenger RNA, 1992 nt
Organism: Protomyces lactucae-debilis
Lineage: Eukaryota; Fungi; Ascomycota; Taphrinomycetes; Taphrinales; Protomycetaceae
Exons: 4
Coding region: 249-1931 (560 amino acids)
Molecular function (GO): RNA binding
Source: RefSeq, a predicted model, not a curated record